Ostreococcus tauri is the source of this 1284-nucleotide messenger RNA. RefSeq names its product unnamed product. The record is from RefSeq and is a predicted model, not a curated record. NCBI's taxonomy places the organism in Eukaryota, Viridiplantae, Chlorophyta, Mamiellophyceae, Mamiellales, Bathycoccaceae. Bases 1 to 1284 code for a protein of 427 amino acids. The transcript is spliced from 2 exons.
AUGACGAGUCGUGUGCGCGAUGAAAAGUUGGCGCUCGCGCGCCUCGCGUACCCGCGCGCCGAGCCGUGGAUCCUCGAGAGCGCGUGCGCGUCGCUCGACAUCGCGUCGGCGGACGUGGCGACGAUCGAGGCGACGUUGACCUCGUUCCUCGGUCCGUGCGCGUCGUCGACGGCGCUGCGGACGUGCGCGCGGGCGUUCGCCGCGGACGCGCGGCGACGCGACGGGGCCGAGGAUCUCGAUCGCGCGCGCGUGUCGACGUCGGACACCACGUCGGGGGUAGGGACGUCGAGCGGGACGACGGGCGGGCGCGAACGGGGGGGGCGCGCGCCGGCGCGGGAGACGCGCGCGGUGCGCUUCGUGGACGGACGGAGACCCGCGCGAGGGACGCGGGCGAGCUCGUGCGUGAAUUGCUUGGCGUGCGGGAAGGUGUACGACGUACGGGAGAAGGACGGGGUGACGUCGCGGAGCGCGUCGGCGUUUUUAGAGAGCGGCGGGAAGUGCGAGCACUGCGGCGAGUACGUCGAGGUCACGCUCGCCGACGGGACGACGCGGUUUCGCGGUGGUGGAGAGACGUGUGCUCAAAGGGAGGACGCGGAGGUGCGCGCGAAGAUGGGUGAGAUGUCGCUCGACGAGGACGCGGAGGCCGAGCGAGAGAGAGCCGCCGCCGUCGCCGCCAAGGACCGACUCGUACACUUCGACAAAACGAGCGCCAAGCGCACGACCGUGAUCGACGACCAAUCUGAGUGGUACGACAUCGAUGGCAACGCGUGGUUGGAUGAGGACGAAAGGGCCGAGUUGAAGCGACAGGCGCGUGAGGUGGCGGAGGCGGCGGAGGAGGCCAAACGCAAGGCGAGGACGACGUGGACGCUCGAUCUCGUCGGUCGAAAAGUCGUCGUCCCACCGAGCGCAGACGCUCUGGAUGAAGAGGCAGAAGACGACGAACGGGCCUCCGAGGACGCUCUCGCCGCCGCGCGCGCGAUUCGAACCGCUCUCGAGACGAGCGAGGCGCUGACGCAAGGCGGCGUCCUCCGCGGCGUCUCCGCCGCCGCCGAGACAGCGCGCGAGGUCGAGCGUCGAGUCUUCGUCGAUCCCAGAGUCGACGCUCGCCCCUUUUUCCUCCCCGCCGCCGCCGACCGAGAUCACCGCGCACGGGCGACCGCCGACCGCCGCGCGCGCGCCGACGCGUUUGCGCUCCGCGCCUCCGUCGCCUCGCGCGUGCUCGACGACGACCCCUUCACCGCCGUCCUCGACGAACUUCGCGACACCGGCGUCACGAGCGCGUGA